Choloepus didactylus (southern two-toed sloth) is the source of this 5091-nucleotide messenger RNA. RefSeq names its product non-SMC condensin II complex subunit D3 (gene NCAPD3). NCBI's taxonomy places the organism in Eukaryota, Metazoa, Chordata, Mammalia, Pilosa, Megalonychidae. Gene Ontology annotation, cellular component: condensin complex; condensed chromosome, centromeric region. The coding region runs from base 68 to 4546 and encodes 1492 amino acids. The record is from RefSeq and is a predicted model, not a curated record. Gene Ontology annotation, biological process: mitotic chromosome condensation; meiotic chromosome condensation. Gene Ontology annotation, molecular function: histone binding. The transcript has 35 exons.
CGCCCGGCGCGCGCGCGGCAGCGAGCUUUGAAAGCCGAGCUGGCGGGCGGCUAGGCGGCGCGGUGCAAUGGUGGCGUUGCGGGGCCUCGGGGGUAGUCUGCAACCUUGGUGCCCGCUGGACCUCAGCCGGGCCUGGGUGGACACAGUAUGGGAUCUGGACUUCACAGAGACGGAGCCUUUGGAUCCCAGCGUAGAAGCAGAAAUCACAGAGAACAGACUGAGUGUGUUCACUCAACUCUAUGAAAGUCUUUUCCCCUUUGCUACCGAAGAACAUGGAUCUGCAGAGAGCAUUUGGACCUUCUUCAUGGAGAACAGUGUCUCCCACAGUGCACUGGUGGCAUUAUUCUAUCACUUUGUUCAAAGAGUCCAUAAGAAAAACGUCAGUGUGCAGUAUCGAGAAUACGGCCUGCAUGCUGCUGGACUCUAUUUUCUGCUGCUGGAAAUACCAGGCAGUAUAGCCAAUCAAGUAUUUCACCCAGUGAUGUUUGACAAGUGUAUUCAGAUUCUAAAGAAGAGCUGGCCUCAGGAGUCUAACUUGAAUCGGAAAAGAAAGAAAGAACAGCCUAAGAGCUGUCAGGCUAAUCCAAGAGGGAAUAGAAAAAGAGUAAAACCACCCAGGAAAGAGGAUGUUGAGAUGGAUGAGAUUAUAGAAGAACAAGAAGAUGAAGACAAUAUUUGUUUUUCUGCCCGGGACCUUUCUCAAAUUCGAAGUGCCAUCUUCUAUGUAUUGAAGAAUUUUUUAAGGCUUCUGCCCAAGUUUUCCCUGAAGGAAAAGCCACAGUGUAUACAGAACUGUAUAGAGAUCUUUGUGGCAUUAACCAGUUUUGAACCAGUUCUUCAUGAAUUUCAUAUUGCACCAGACAGAAACCUUAACCAAGCAAAGUACAUACCAGAACUGGCAUAUCAUGGAUUGUAUUUGCUGUGUUCCCCAAUUCAUGGAGAAGGAGAUAAGGUUAUUAGUUGUGUUUUCCAUCAACUGCUAAAUAUCCUGUUAAUGCCGGAAGGAGGUGAAGGGUCCCAUCGCACCCCCUUGACUAUUACUUCACAAGCCAGUCGUAGCAGGAACCAGGCAGUGCAGUUUAUCAGCUCACUUGUGGAUGAACUAAAGGAAAAUAUAUUCCCGGUCCUUCGUAUCUUACUCCAGCACAUCUGUGCCAAGGUGAUAGAUAAAUCAGAGUAUCGGAAUUAUGCAGCCCAGUCCCUUGUCCAGCUGCUCAGUAAACUUCCUUGUUUGGAAUAUGCUACGUUCAUUGCCUGGCUUUACAAAUAUUCUCGAAGCUCCAAGAUCCCACACAGGGUUUUCACUCUUGAUGUUGCCUUAGCUCUCUUAGAGCUACCUGAAAGAGAGGUGGAUAGUACACUCUCCCUGGAGCUUCAGAAGUUUGUAAAGCAUAAAUUCUUGGUGCAGGAAAUCAUGUUUGACCGUUGUUUAGACAAGGCACCUACUGUCCGCAGCAAGGCCUUGUCCAGUUUUGCACACUGUCUGGAGUUGUCUGUUGCCAGUGCAUCGGAGAGUAUACUGGAACUACUGCUUAACAGUCCUGCAAUUUCAGUAAUAGAGAGCCACCCUGGUACCUUACUGAGAAUUUCAUCAGGAUUUUCAUAUCAGAGGCAGCCACUUUACCCCUCAGGAACCUCAGAGAUGAUCAGUACAGACAAGAGUGGUGAAGCAGUUGGAUCUGGGGCAGAAAGAUGCAUCCUGGCCAUGCUGAGAAAGAGGCUCCGGGACGAGAAAACCAAUGUUAGAAAGUCUGCCCUCCAGGUGUUGGUGAGCAUUCUGAAGCACUGUGAGAUCUCGGGAAUGAAAGAAGAACUGUCAAUUCUGCAGGACCAGUGCCGGGACCCUGCUGUGUCUGUCCGGAAGCAGGCCCUCCAGUCUCUUACCGACCUUCUCAUGGCCCAGCCUAGAUGUGUGCAGAUACAAAAAGCCUGGCUGACAGGGGUCAUCCCGGUUGUGAUGGACUGUGAGAGCACGGUGCAGGAGAAAGCCCUGGAGUGUCUCGACCAGCUGCUGCUUCAGUGCAUCAAGCAGUAUGAUAAAUUUCACACCACAGACGACAGCCAGGGGCUCGCUUGGGCUCUCCUUACUCUCCUUGCUACAGAAAGCCAGGAUCUGAGCCGCUAUUUAAAUAAGGCUUUUCAUAUCUGGUCUAAGAAAGAUAAAUUCUCAUCUACCUUUAUAAACAAUUUGAUAUCCCACACUGGCACGGAACAUUCUGCACCAGCCUGGAUGCUGCUCUCCAAGAUUGCUUGCUCCUUACCCAAGCUGGACUACACCAGAAUCAUCCAGUCCUGGGAGAAAAUCAGCAGGCAGCAGAAUCCCAAUUCAAACACCUUAGGACAUAUCCUGUGUGUUAUUGGCCAUAUCGCAAAGCAUCUUCCUAAGAGCAUCCGGGACAAGGUGACUGAUGUUAUCAGGUGUAAGCUGAAUGGAUUUCAGUGGUCUUUAGAGGUGAUCAGUUCAGCCGUUGAUACUUUGCAGAGACUUUGUAUAGCAUCUGCCCAGACACCACUGGAGGAACAGGAGUUACUGACCCAAGUGUGUGGGGAUGUCCUCGCCACCUGUGAGCACUGCCUCUCCAACAUAGUCCUGAAGGAGCGCGGAGCAGGGGACGUGCCGGAAGACCUGCUGGUGAAAUACAUUUUUACCUUAGGAGAUAUUGCCCAGCUGUGUCCAGCCAAAGUGGAAAAGCGUGUCUUCCUUCUGAUUCAGUCCAUCCUAGCCGCUUCUGCUGACACGGAUCCCAUGACAUCGUGUCAAGCCAACAGUGAUGCCCCUGCCUCUCAGCCACUCUCCCAGUUCAGUGGCUCCACAAUGCCUUCCGUGAUUAGAGCACACGCAGUCAUUACCUUAGGUAAGCUGUGUUUGCAGCAUGAGGAUCUCGCGAAGAAGAGCAUUCCAGCUCUUGUGCGGGAGCUCGAGGUGUGUGGUGACCUGGCCGUCCGAAACAAUGUCAUCAUCGUCAUGUGUGACCUUUGCAUCCGGUACACUGUCCUAGUGGACAGAUACAUUCCCAACAUCUCCAUGUGCCUGAAGGAUUCGGAUCCAUUCAUCCGAAAGCAGACACUCAUCCUGCUCACCAAUCUCCUGCAGGAGGAAUUUGUGAAAUGGAAGGGCUCUCUGUUCUUUCGAUUUGUGAGCACUCUGAUAGAUUCGCACCCAGACAUUGCCAGUUUUGGGGAAUUUUGCCUGGUACACCUGUUACUGAAGAGGAACCCUGUCAUGUUCUUUCAGCACUUCAUUGAGUGUAUUUUCCACUUCAACAACUAUGAGAAGCACGAGAAGUAUAACAAGUUCCCACAGUCCGAGAGAGAGAAGCAGCUUUUUUCACUGAAGGGAAAGACAAACAAGGAGAAACGAAUGAAAAUCUACAAGUUUCUUCUAGAACACUUCACAGAUGAGCAGCGAUUCAAUAUCACUUCCAAAAUCUGCCUUAGUAUUUUGGCGUGCUUCAUAGACGGUGUCCUGCCCCUGGACAUGGAGGCCAGCGAGCUCCUCGCAGACACAUUUGAUGUCCUCAGCUCAAGGGAGAUCAAGCUCUUGGCCAUGAGAACCAAGCCAGAUAAGGACCUCCUGGCAGAGGAUGACGACAUGGCUUUGGCAAACGUCGUCAUGCAGGAGGCUCAGAAAAAGCUCAUCUCGCAGGUUCAGAAGAGGAAUUUCAUAGAGAAUGUUAUUCCAAUUAUCAUCUCCCUGAAGACUGUGCUGGAGAAAAAUAAGAUCCCGGCUCUGCGGGAACUCAUGAACUACCUCAGGGAGGUGAUGCAGGAUUAUCGAGAUGAAAUCAAGGAUUUCUUUGCAGUUGACAAACAACUGGCAGCAGAACUUGAGUAUGACAUGAAGAAGUACAACGAACAGCUGGCCCAGGAACAAGAGCUGGCAAGGCAGGUGGAGGCAAGCAGGACAGCUGAAGGAGCUGAGGCAGCACCAGUGGUGCAGGCUGCUCCGAAUGUAGAAAUAAUGCCUGCUCCCGAUGGCCAAGAAAGUCCUACUGUGGACCCCGGCGUGAGCAGUCCCGGCGGAGCCCCGGGUCUGCCUCCUUCACCCAAACCUGGGCCCUUGAUGCUGGUGCCCAAAGCCAGGCCCAUGUCCCUGAGCACCAUUGCCAUCUUGAACUCUGUCAAGAAGGCCAUGGAAUCGAACAGCAGGCGCCGGAGUCAGAGCUUGGGAGUGUUGCCCUUCACUUUAAAUUCUGGAAGUCUGGACAGAACCAGCGAUCACGCCUCUUCCUACAGCUUGGACCAAGAGUCUCACGGAGCGGUUAACCAGGUAGCUCAGCGAGCAAUCAGCACACCUGACAAGACCAUCAAUGAUGUGACAUUUGGAGCAGGGGUCAGCUACAUAAGCAUACCACAGACUCCUUCUUCAGCCAAAGAGAAAACUGAAGCCCAGAAUCAAGAUAGUGAGAUUUUAUGUUUAUCAUUGCCUGAUAAACCGGCUCCAAAGCCUCAGCAGUGGAAUGUGAAGUCCCUGGCCAGGAAUAAAGAUGAGCCAACCCCCAAUAGGAGAUCUCUCCGAAAGACCCCCCUGAAAACAGCCAACUAAAACAGUUCAUUCCAGGGAGUGUCCCGAAGGCGACGGUGUACUUCAGGAGACUGCUGCUUUCCUGCCUGGGGAGAGGCAGACAAACCACUUCCCCACACCUCAGGAAACACCCGAGUAUGGAAUCCCAAAGCCGCUCCUUUGAUUCCAGCGUUCCUGAACAGUCCACCUAUGUUGUUUGCUGGAAAAUCUUCUCUAUUUCUUUUUAUGAAAUAUGCAGUGAAAAAUUGUAAAAUAAUAGAGAAAUGCUAGGUUUAGAUUUUCUUAGCCCUAAAGUGUAGCUAUUUAAUAUUAUAACUUUAUUCCAUUUGAAAGUGUCAAGUACAUUCUGCUAAGCUCUGUAAAGGAAAACAACGUAGCACUUUGCUUUGCUUUUAUAUAAAUCAAAGCCUCUAGUCGCUGAGUUUGAAUUCUUUAUGGUACAUACUUUCCCAUAUGUAAUGGCAAAAUUUGAUUGUGAUAUUUUUAUUUAUAGUGCUGAUUUAAGUGUACAGCUUUUUUAAAUUGGAAUAAAGUUUAAGCCUAAGUGCAGCCUUCCAUUUGUACAA